GAGCUUUAUUUCGAGUGCCUCCUCUAUCUUACGCGCUCACACAGAGAAAACGAAAUAGUAAUUCAACAACAGUCGAUCUUAGGCACCCGGCGCGCGCUCACGAUGGUGAAGAUCAAGACGAUUAGUCGCUCCGAGCUGGAGUGGACGAAGGAUCGUGCGACGGAAGUUCCCAAGGCAAAUAGGAAUUACGACCCAAAGUUUAAUCCGAUGGCCAAGCAGGUGGAGUUUACGCGAGCUGUCCGCGCCGCCAAAAUGGAUCGAAUGUUUGCCAAGCCGUUCGUCGCCGCCCUGCCAGGUCAUCAGGAUACAAUCCAAUCUAUAGCUACCGAUAUCACCAACCUAUCUACGGUUGCCACCGGCUCUGUUGAUGGCGGAGUGAUCGUAUGGGAUGUCAUGACCAAGAAACAACGUGCAGUGAUCGACGCCCAUCGUCACUCCGUCGACGGCGUGGUAAUUUCACCUGAUGGCGUUGCCUGCUUUAGUGCUUCCCGUGACAAAACUGUGAAGAUGUGGGAUCUCGACUUUGACCCCGAAGUUGAGCGCAUUGAGCCUGUUGCGGAGUACCUCGGCGAAUUUCCCUUUUCUUCCAUUGACCAUCACUUUGAAAAGUCGUGGUUCGCGACAUCGUCGGACGUAGUGAAUAUUUGGGAUGUGAAUCGCACGCAGCCGCUUCAGCGCUUCUCCUGGGGUGAUGACACCGUGACGUCGUGCCGCUUUAAUAAAAUCGAGACAAACCUAGUGGCCUGCUGCAUGGCCGACCGUGGCGUCUUCCUUUAUGAUGUCCGCAGUCAGUCAGCUCAUAGCAAGAUUGUCAUGGAAAUGUGCUCCACGUCGCUGUCGUGGAACCCGAUGGACCCGAACGUGUUUGUCACAGGAAGUGACGAUCGCAACUGCUACCUCUUUGACAUCCGCGUGCCCGGUCGGCCCCGCAACGUUUUCCAGGGACACAUCCGUCCUGUCACUUCAGUUGACUUUUGUCCGACGGGCAACAUGUUUGCGGCGGGCUCGCAGGAUGCGUCGCUGCGUAUUUGGGACCUGCAUCAGACGACGAAGUCGGACUCGAUUGAGAUGUUCCACACGAAGCGCAUGGCCGGUGUGUGUGCUGUAAAGUGGUCGCCCGACAACAGCUACAUCUACAGCGGCAGCGAGGACGCCGUUUUGCGCAUUUGGAAGUCGGACGCCAGCAAACCGAUUCGCCCAUUGCGCGGACCUGAAAAGCACAACUUCAAUUACAUGCGCUCCCUUAAGAACAAAUACUCGAACUUCUUGGAGGUCAAGCGCAUUAGCAACCAGCGCAACGCACCAAAGGCAAUCUUGCGCACCUCCCGCCGCAUCAAGAAGGCGGAGAAGCGGGAGGCGGUCAAGGAGAUGUCGCGAAUUCACAGCGACAAGAUCAAGCCUCUGGCGAAGCGAAAGACGUAUGGUUACGUGGAGUAG
Messenger RNA from Leptomonas pyrrhocoris, 1437 nucleotides. RefSeq lists its product as hypothetical. Bases 103 to 1437 code for a protein of 444 amino acids. NCBI's taxonomy places the organism in Eukaryota, Euglenozoa, Kinetoplastea, Trypanosomatida, Trypanosomatidae. The transcript has a single exon. The record is from RefSeq and is a predicted model, not a curated record. Gene Ontology annotation, cellular component: nucleolus; small-subunit processome. Gene Ontology annotation, biological process: maturation of SSU-rRNA from tricistronic rRNA transcript (SSU-rRNA, 5.8S rRNA, LSU-rRNA). Gene Ontology annotation, molecular function: protein binding.